AUGGAUUUGGCACUGGCCAACAAAUUUGACAAUAUCCUGAAGGAAAAUAAAGUAUAUACAUUUGCCAAUGCAGAAGUAAAGCUCUCAAAUGUAAAGUAUACAUCUAUUAAGAAUGAAUACUGCUUAAAUUUCAAUCAUAAUGCAGAUAUAUAGGAGGCUGAUGAUGAUGAGUCCAUUCAGUCUUAAGCAUUUAAUUUUUUCAACAUCAAGGAACUUUUGAAUCAGUGUGGGUAAAAAACUGUUGAUUUUAUUGGAGUUGCUCAUAGUUGCAUGCCUGCUAAAGAAAAAUAAUUAAAGAGCGGAGUAACGAAAUCUUAACGAACUGUGUAUCUGGCAGAUGAGAGUAAUCUUACCAUUGCUUUAUGCAUUUGGGGUGAUUUCGCAAAUAAAUUUGACUUAGGUCCAGACGAACACCCAAUAGUAGCUAUAAAAAGAGCAUAGCUCAGUGAAUUCGGUGGGAAAUCUAUAAAUUCAAAUGAGGAUUCUCAAAUUAUGAUAAAUCCUAAACAUAAAAGGACAGAUUAACUCUAGAGCUGGUAUAGAUAUUUACAAGAUCCUAGUGAUCUUAAAUGUAUAACUAUGUCAAAGGAUAAAUAGGAUUUUCCUGAAGAGAAAAAAGUUGUCUAAUUCGAUAACUAAAGACUGAUAGGGGAAAUAAUGGAAGCCCUUACUUGUGUGCUUAUAUCUGGAUUCUAAAAAAUGAUGAUAAGACUUAUUACUUGGCUUGCCCUGAUGAGAACUGUAAAAGAAAAGUCAUUGAAGAAAGUGUUGGAUGGAGAUGCUAACACUGUAAUAGAACAUAUCAAACUUGCAACCCUACAUAUAUGCUAAGUGCUAAACUUGCUGAUGCAUCUGAUGCUCACUUCAUAAAUUUUUAUAAGCAAGAAGGCACUGCUUUAAUGGGCUUACCAGCAGAUAAGCUUAAAGAUAUUAAAGAUUAAGGAGACAUUUAAGUAAUUAAUGAUACAUUUCAGGAUAGGUAAUUUAGAAAAUUUGGGUUGA
Stylonychia lemnae is the source of this 1002-nucleotide messenger RNA. The record is from the annotation of a GenBank genome assembly. NCBI's taxonomy places the organism in Eukaryota, Ciliophora, Spirotrichea, Sporadotrichida, Oxytrichidae.